AUGGUGGGGCUACCCCUCCUCGUACAAAACCCAGGCAUCAGGCGCGUUCUUAACCAUCCGAAAUUUAUCCCAGACCCUUCCCUGCCCGAAAAAACAACACAUUCAAUCCGACAAGCCAGCCGACCGACAAUGCAGCCUCGAAAGCGCAAUAGCAAUGCUUGCGAUGCAUGUAGAGCCCGCAAGACCAAGUGCGAGUAUAAUGGUGCCAACUGCUAUUCCUGUGUGGCCUUGGAGAUCCCAUGUACGCGCAAUAUGCCCAAGAAGAGGAGGGGUCCUGUGAACCAAUAUGUCACGGCUCAGCGACAGCACGAGGCCUGUUCAGAUACGUCGCCUCCGUUGAUAUCUCAUACGCCAGGAUCCACGCAUUCCUCGGCAGCUACAGACUCUCACUGUGGUCUGAACCAGCUUGGUCCACCACAUAUCAUCGCCGAGACCAUUGAGGACUGGUUCGAGCUGGUCCAUUGUGUCAGCCCCGUUCUACACCGCGCCAGCUUCCUCAGGAGACUCGCAAACGGCGACGCAUCGCGUGACCCCGAGUUUUGUAAUCUUGUCGUCUCGGUGUGUGCAGCUACCAUCUCGGUACUAAAGAGGUCACGGCACCGGGGAGUGGUCACGCUCUCCAAAUGCAUGAAGAUUAUCCGCAAUAACGACCCCGGGGCUCCACGAAUGGAAUUCACCCUGGAGUGGUGCCAAACCAAGUACAAUCUAGCGGUUGCUUAUUUGACAAAAUAUGGGACCGACAGCCCCACUGUCAUCCACCUCUUGUCUGAAGCUGCCGCUGGUGUCAGAUACCUCCUCUUUUCAACCCCAGAUAAACUCUCAUUCAUAUCGAGGGAGCUACUAAAACGACUAUUGUAUCUUAUUUUUGCAGGCCAGUGCACCUUUGGGAUUCUAGGGAGGCUCCACGCGAUGGCCCUUGUCGAUUCCGCAACUCUAUUGUCUCGGAAACCCCUUUUCUGCACGGAUCAGGAACUUGAACCACACGUGACGCUCCAGGAUCACCACCCUUGGCACGGUGAUGCGACUUCUUACAUCCCCGGCCUCGUUCACCUAGUAAAUCUCUUCCAAAUAUGGUAUCAAGUCCAGCAGGAAAGACCGGCCACGCUCUCCACUCUGCAGAGUGCUUUACAUCGUGUACAGGCAGCACUUGAUGAUCUCCCCAGAGAGCUUCGUUGGCGUGGUGGCCUGUCAAGGCCACCAUGUAGCAAUCUCGGCACUGAUGUACAGAUCGUCAACUUGUACAUCACGCAAAUUCAUAUAAGAUCGAACCUUGUCGACCAGAUCGACUGUAUUUCCAAGGGUACGGACUCGCCGGCGGCAUCUGUCGAGCCUGCCAUGGAAAGGCAACGAAUCAUUGAUGAUAUGCUUGCCAUUGUUUGCCUAACACCAGACGAGAUUCUUGAAGUUAAUGGGUAUACUCUAGUAUUGAAACUUCGGGACAUCGGCCUGACUCUUCUCACUGAGCAUGCGAAUACGCCAAACACCCUUGUAAACCUUGAUAAAUUACUAGCGAAGCUGGAGAGGCUCGACCAGAAUCAUGGAUUCACCAUCGACGAGCAGGCAGCUUCCUAA
Fusarium vanettenii 77-13-4 is the source of this 1572-nucleotide messenger RNA. RefSeq lists its product as uncharacterized. Gene Ontology annotation, biological process: regulation of DNA-templated transcription. The coding region runs from base 1 to 1572 and encodes 523 amino acids. The record is from RefSeq and is a predicted model, not a curated record. The transcript has 4 exons. NCBI's taxonomy places the organism in Eukaryota, Fungi, Ascomycota, Sordariomycetes, Hypocreales, Nectriaceae. Gene Ontology annotation, molecular function: DNA-binding transcription factor activity, RNA polymerase II-specific; zinc ion binding.